Messenger RNA from Nerophis lumbriciformis (worm pipefish), 750 nucleotides. Lineage: Eukaryota; Metazoa; Chordata; Actinopteri; Syngnathiformes; Syngnathidae. The record is from RefSeq and is a predicted model, not a curated record.
AUGGAGAAGACCUUUAGCGAGUGGAAGAAACGGUGUCUGAACAAAGCCGAUCUUAGUAAAAAAGCCAAUGUGGAUGAAGAUAUCGUGGAUUUAGUGUCUAUGCUCAAUAGCUGUGAGGAGUAUUUCACAACCAGCUCGUGCUCCGGAAGAAUUACAGUCAUGGAGACGGCUUCCGAAAGCUGUGUUGUGCAGAAGAAAAAUCUGACCUGGCUGUUUGUCUCGCAUCAGAAAUGCAAAUUUGAUGACGUGAUGACUGCUCUGGCCAACUCUUGCGGGAAUGCCGUGCUUAAAUUUGAACCCUUUGUGCUCCAUGUUCAGUGCAGGACACUAGAGAACGCACAGUUAUUGCUAUCAGGAGCUGUCCAAUCCGGCUUCAGGAACUCUGGUAUCACGUUGGGCAAGACUGGAAAGAUCAUGAUGGCAGUCCGCUGUACCCACGGUCUGGAAGUUCCGUUGAGUAAACAAGGCAGUCUUUUGGUUUCACAAGAGUACAUCCAAUUUUUAAUUGAAAUAGCUAAUCAAAAGUUGGAGGAAAAUCAAAGACGAAUUGAAAGAUUUCACCAGCGUAUCCAGACAACUGUGAUGACAAACAAACAUCAGAAACCACCGGACAAAGAAGAGAAGCUUGUGACCAAGGACAAUAUAUCAAUUAAACAAAGUCGUCAAACUGAUGAUUGCCAUAGCGACGAAAGUAUCAUAGAGAGUGAUGAAGAUCUGCAUUUAGUUAAAUGGUUCAACGGUGCUCUUUAA